CUUUAUCUCUUCCAGACUGACGCGCGGUUCAGAGAGGAGCAGCUUGUUUCAUUUGAUAGUGGUGAAGAUUGGAAUCAAAUGCAGUCUCAGGAAGAAGAUGUGUCAAUAACUGAACAGGACCUUGAACUCAUUAAAGAAAGAGAAACAGCAAUCAGGCAAUUAGAGGCAGACAUUUUGGAUGUCAAUCAGAUAUUUAAGGAUUUAGCUGUGAUGAUUCAUGACCAAGGAGAUAUGAUUGAUAGCAUAGAGGCAAAUGUGGAAAGUGCAGAGGUCCAUGUGGAAAGAGCCAGUGAUCAGUUACAGAGAGCUGCCUAUUAUCAGAAGAAAUCCCGUAAGAAGAUCUGUAUCCUGAUCCUUGGCCUUGCUGUGGUCUGUAUAAUCAUCGGAUUCAUUAUCUGGCAGACAACAAAAUGAAACCUUCCCAUUGAACUCAGUCUCCCUGCUGAGGUUUCUCCCUCAGAGUGAACAGACUGACUAGUCUCGGAGAUGAAUUGACCACCUGAGAGAGCACAAGCUGGAACUACUUCUAGUAAUAGAUAUUAGCAACUAAUGUGCAAUUAACUAGUAUUUGGAAUUAGUGAACCAUGGAGACAGUAUUUAUCAGUUUAUAUACAGAUUCUCUUGUUUUAUGUAACUAAAAAUCUUGUGGAUUUGCUUUCUGUAAUGUAUUAUUCCCUGUCCCAACUGUAUGCUGAAGUGUGAUCAGUCAUUGGAGAUGUCUUGUUUUUGACAAGGGGCACAACUUCAACAUUUUGUAUGUGUAGGUAACUUUGUUGGACUGGAAUGAGUGACAUUCAAAAGCAGCAUACCACCAGGUCACAUUACCUAAAUCCAGCAGUUUCUAAAGUCCCCACUGUCUGCCCCAUGGUUUUAUUGUCUCCAGGUGGCUGUGGUUCUACAUUCUCUUGAAGAGAAAGCUGAUGUAACAGAUUUGAGAGGCAAGGAGAGCAUGUAUGGAUAGUUAGAACCACUCAUGCUGGUCAGUUUAGCCUCGAGACUCAUAACUGUGCUUAAGUUUUUUGAACCUGAUUGGGGUGGGUUUUUUCCCAAAAUGCAUCA
Messenger RNA from Acanthisitta chloris (rifleman), 1059 nucleotides. Its product is annotated as syntaxin-12-like. Gene Ontology annotation, cellular component: SNARE complex; postsynaptic recycling endosome; synaptic vesicle membrane. Gene Ontology annotation, biological process: vesicle fusion; intracellular protein transport. The record is from RefSeq and is a predicted model, not a curated record. The transcript is spliced from 5 exons. Gene Ontology annotation, molecular function: SNAP receptor activity; SNARE binding. Lineage: Eukaryota; Metazoa; Chordata; Aves; Passeriformes; Acanthisittidae. Bases 79 to 414 code for a protein of 111 amino acids.